CGAAGGCAAGCCACAAGCCACUGAGCUUUGUUUUCUGCCAUAUACCCCCCACCAACCACGUCUAAACACGUUCUCCCUUUCGCGUUCCUGAAGAUUAACUUUGUUCGAUCUCGCCUUGUUCCGUGCGGGUGGCUCAGGGGCAUGCAUCUUCCUUUGUCCUUACAGGUUUCCGGGCGUCAAAAAGGCUUUGCCUACCAACGGCAUGAAGCAAAUCGAUGACUCUGCAUAGGCAUCGGACAUGGAAUUUCCAGGUUGGAGCCCACAGAAUAUUUUCUAAAACUCUUAUAAAACAACAAGCGUAGCCAUGUUUCAUUCCCUCUUUUUCUUUCCCCAGUCAGCUUCAGACAGUCCACGUCGAUCACUCAUCUCGAUCAAGUUCUUCCAGCCGUCUCACGUCUAAAACCCACAUCCAACCAGACAAACUCUGAAACAAAGACACAAAUCCCAAACACAAAUCCCAGACACCAUGUUAGCCAACGUCAUGACCGUCUUGGGCCUCACGGCCGCCACCCUCACCUCUGCCGCCGUCCUUCCUCCCGUCCGCCGCGGCGAAUCCAUCGGCAUCACUCCUCACGACAAGUACUCAUCCUCCGUAGGAGUUCUCGGCUGCAAAAUCGACAUUAACCGCGUAGCCUACUGGCCCUCGGCCGUCGACUGCAACAACAUUUGCGUCCGCGUGACCGCCAACGGCCGCUCCGUCACCCUCCUCAAGAUCGACAGCUCCACGGGCGCCUACGACAUCAGCUACGACGCCUACGCCUACCUCCAGAACGGCGUCGGUGCUGCCGGCGGAGCAGCCCUCGGUGGCGCCGUCGCUGCUACUUACGAGUUCGUCUCGCCUGAGGAAUGCAGGCCGCUUAUCAAGACACCAGAUGGCAAGCUGCCCUUCACGGCCGCGAACUCGAUGAACUUUAUCAACUCGUGCCAGGGUGGUAGUUGGGUGGGCAACAACUUCCAGCUUUAUAACGUUGCGGAUGCCCGGUGCCAGUGGGGCGAGGAUGUUCCGUGCAGUUUCCCUGAUUUGGCUGUUACCAACCAGCCGGAUUGCGGUGCGGGACAUGUUUUGGGCAUCCAAAAGGCAUUGCCGGCCGAGUAUGCUGUGGUGGAUAUCCCGUAUCCUAACUGA
This is a messenger RNA of Neurospora crassa OR74A, 1126 nucleotides long. RefSeq lists its product as hypothetical. The transcript has a single exon. The record is from RefSeq and is a predicted model, not a curated record. Bases 467 to 1126 code for a protein of 219 amino acids. NCBI's taxonomy places the organism in Eukaryota, Fungi, Ascomycota, Sordariomycetes, Sordariales, Sordariaceae.